CAAACAGAAGAAGAAAAAGAAUGACGUCACAUGAGAGGUAAAAAACAUGGCUGCCCCCGACGAGUCGAGCCGUUUUUCUUAAUUUUAAGUGUUUAAUAGCCACUUCUGAACGAUCAUGCUUACCAUGGACAAAGUAGAGAACAUUGUGCCAUCUGCUGAGGAGGAGGAGAUGGAGGAAGAGGAGGAAGAAGGAGACAAGGAGGAAGAAAAGGUAGAUCAGGAAGAAGGUAAACAAGAAGAUGAUGGACCACAGGAAAGUGGAGUUGAAAAGGAAACGAAAGAAGAAGCAGUGCCGCCGGCUGCAGCUCAAACUAAAACGACUAAAAAGAAGAAAGGGAAUCCCUUUCCUGUGAAAACCAAAGAGAAAAGGCCGGACGAAGGCCUGAACCUCAACAACGAGGUGGUGAGGAUGAGGAAGGAGGUGAAGAGGGUGAGAGCGCUGAUCUUCAGGAAGAUGACGCGACAGGUUGCCGCCCUGAAGAAGAUGAAAGGGACGGAGAUGGAGAUCGAGAAAAACCAGAGGAGAGCUGCCAGACUGCUGGAGGAGGUCCACGCCAUGAAGGGCCUCUCCCCUGACGCG
Molecule: messenger RNA, 580 nt
Organism: Notothenia coriiceps (black rockcod)
Lineage: Eukaryota; Metazoa; Chordata; Actinopteri; Perciformes; Nototheniidae
Product: mitotic apparatus protein p62-like
Exons: 2
Biological process (GO): maturation of SSU-rRNA
Cellular component (GO): nucleus; 90S preribosome
Source: RefSeq, a predicted model, not a curated record